UUUUUUAAUCAGAAAAAACAAAAAAUUGAACACGUGACCUUCUAAAUUCCUGUUUUAAAAUAAUAGUAUAGAUUAUUUUAUUUUAUUUUAUUAAAAAAAAAAAAAAAAAAGUAAAAAACGGUCUCUACAUUUGAAAAACAAAACGGUCAUCGGCUUAAACAAACUCGGCGGAAAACGAACACAAAAUUUCAGUCAGUCACUCACUCAAACCCACAUCCAUCUAACGGUCACCUGUUUUCUUCUCUCAACUCAGGCAUUCUUCUUUUUUCUUUUUUCUUUUUUCUCUCCAAUUUCUUUGUCUCAUUUUUGUUUGCUCAAGUUUUCUUCAAAUGGCGAGCAAUUUGAAGCCAUUUACCCCUGCGAAAUCGGCAAAAUCGAGCACCAAAGUAUCCAAAGUACGAGUAAUUGUUCGAGUACGCCCAUUUCUCUCUCAUGAAAUUGCAUCAAUCAGUAAAGAUUCAGUUCCAUGUGUCUCAACUCUGACUGAUAAUGGUGGGUUGGAUUUUGAUCAUGAAGUUUCCAUUCAUCUCAAAGAUCAAGAAACCAGUCGACAAGAAUGGUACAAAUUGGACGGAUUUUUUGGGGAAGAACAUGAUAAUGUUGUAAGGAUUUUUGAAAAAGAAGUGAAGCCGUUAAUUCCUGGGAUUUUUCAUGGGUGCAAUGCUACUGUCUUUGCUUAUGGUGCUACUGGUAGUGGAAAAACUUAUACUAUGCAGGGGACGGAUGUGAAACCAGGGCUGAUGCUACUAGCCAUGUCAACAGUUUUAUCCAUGUGCCAAGCUACAGGAAACUUUGUCGAGAUAUCAUAUUAUGAAGUGUACCUAGAUAAGUGCUAUGAUCUCUUGGAGCUCAAAGAAAACGAGAUCUCAGUGUUAGAUGAUAAAGAGGGGCAAACCCACCUAAGAGGACUGUCUCGAGUCUUUGUGACUUCAAUGUCCGAGUUCCAUGAUGUGUUUGCUCGUGGCAUCCAAAGACGUAAAGUUGCUCAUACUGGUCUCAAUGAUGUGUCGAGUAGGAGCCAUGGAGUGCUUGUAAUCACAGUUUCUAAACCUUCUGAUCAAGGACUGGAGACUAGCAUUACUGGGAAGCUGAACCUUAUAGAUUUAGCAGGUAAUGAAGACAACAGAAGGUCUGGUAAUGAAGGAACCAGGUUGCAAGAGAGUGCUAAGAUCAAUCAAUCACUGUUUGCUUUAUCGAAUGUCAUUUAUGCUUUGAAUAACAACAAACCCCGGGUUCCAUAUAGAGAAACCAAGUUGACUCGCAUACUGCAGGAUUCUCUUGGGGGGACUAGUCGUGCGCUGAUGGUAGCUUGUCUGAAUCCAGGUGCUUAUCAAGAGGCAGCCCAUACUGUUAGCCUAGCAGCUCGCUCUCGAGAUGUCUCCAAUGUAAUUUCCAAAGCGCAAAAACAAGAAACCCCAAAGGUAAAGAUUGAUAUGGAAAAAAAGUUGCAAUCAUGGCUUGAAUCUAAAGGAAAGGUAAAGAGCUCUCAAAGAAAGAUAGCAUUUGGUUCUCCCAUUUUCCAUAAGUCCCCUGGUAGCAUUAGUUCUAUAAAGAAACAAGCAGUGCCACAUAGCUCUUCAAAGGCAAAAGUUGCAAAUCAAGGAGUUACCGUGAAAGACAGUUUCUUGUCUGUGCCUCAAUGGAAAUUGUUUUCCCCUGAAGCUUCAUCUGAAUCUUGCAAAGUUGAUUUAUUGCAGAGUGUUUGUGUUCAAGAAUUAGAGGGUUUGAAAGACUUAAGCCUGAAUGAAACAGAAGUUCUGACAGUGCUUGAAGAUAGGCAGUUCAACAACAAAUCAACACCACAAAAAUUUGAGGACUCUCAUUGUGUCUUUUAUAAGCUGAAGGACCCUGUUGCUGAGGAUAGUCUACAUCAAUCAAUGAUGAAUUCAACCAGUUUUGAAUCAACAACCUGUUUGCCUGAUGAGCUUCUAGAGGAUGAUGAAUGGGAAAAUAUUAGAGCUGGAAACUUGACUCAAUCUCCGCUUAACAGGCCCAAAAUAAUGGCAUGUCAGAGUCCACUGAGGAAAGCUCUAUCCCUGGUUGAUUCCAAUAUAACCAGACUGCCAGUCGAGGAAGUUUCAUCAAGAGACAACGUGCUCUCACUGCUAUUUGAGUCCAGUGCUCCAAAAACUCCUUUCGUUGUGACUCGUGAUAAGUUUCAAGAUUUUGGCACUCCACUAGAUAAAUUUAAUGCACGUAGCUCUAAUAUGAAGAGCUAUUUAGCCCAGGAGUAUAUUGAUUUCCUCAAUACUGCAACAAGGGAGGAACUUGUGGAACUGAAGGGCAUUGGAGUAAAGAGGGCGGAGUACAUCAUCGAGCUUAGAGAAUCCAGUGCACUGAAAUCGCUGAAUGAUUUGGAGAAAAUUGGUCUUUCGUCAAAACAGGUCCAACAAAUGUUUAGCAAAGCUGCCAAGGAUAUAUUUGCAUGAAAAGACUAGCAAAGUACGAUGAUGCUGUAAAGAUUCUUGUAUAUCAGGCUUACAGACAAAUAUGUUUGUAUCUUGUACAUUAUCCAUGAUUCUGAAGAAUGUUGUUCUUGAUCAUUUAUAUUUCUUGUUUUUAUAAUCUGUGUGGAAUUCUGUAACAAAAUUGGUUGUAUAUAUGAAUUUAUUCCUUGAA
Molecule: messenger RNA, 2619 nt
Organism: Chenopodium quinoa (quinoa)
Lineage: Eukaryota; Viridiplantae; Streptophyta; Magnoliopsida; Caryophyllales; Amaranthaceae
Product: kinesin-like protein KIN-10B
Exons: 14
Coding region: 330-2429 (699 amino acids)
Biological process (GO): microtubule-based movement; mitotic spindle organization
Molecular function (GO): ATP binding; microtubule motor activity; microtubule binding
Source: RefSeq, a predicted model, not a curated record